Molecule: messenger RNA, 2793 nt
Organism: Linum trigynum
Lineage: Eukaryota; Viridiplantae; Streptophyta; Magnoliopsida; Malpighiales; Linaceae
Source: the annotation of a GenBank genome assembly
CAAGUGAGCUGAUUUUUGGUGAAAUUUCUCGUUCUAAAGAGAGAGAGAAGUUGAAGAGAGAAAAAGAGAAUGACAAGAAGGAGGAGCUAGGAGCAAGGAUGCAUCUUCUACCCCAAGUCUUCUUCUAUUUUUACCAUGUAUCUUCUUCCCUCCUUUAUGGAGUAUUCCUCAAAGAUACUAGGGGUUCUUAACCCCAAACCCUAAUUUUAGGAUUUAUUAUGUAUGUAUGGAUAUUCUAGGGUUUGAAUGAAUGUGUUUGUCUAGUUGAUUUUUAAUGCCACUCUUUCCUAAAUGAUGACGCUUGGGUAAGUCACCGUAAUCUCCCCUCUUAGCCUACUUUAUGCUUCUGCGCUGGGUAAGGAGUUCUAAGGAGAUGGGUAUGCACCAUCUAGCAAGUUUAGGUUAGAUGAGUGAAUGGGGGCUUAUAGUGGUCGAGGGGACCGAACCCCUUCUAUAGGUAGCCUUCGUAGAUGGAACCCGGGAUGAAACCUCGGUGUGGACGGUGGAUUGUGUCCAUUAAAAUGAGCCAUAAGCUUAAAGCCCAAAUACGAUAGCCUAGAUCGAGGUGACUGAAACAUGGGUUAAGGGGAGGCAUACUCGGAGGCGUGUGGAUAACAACGAAGGCCCACGGAAAAGAUCUCACUCACCACAUUCGACAACCAUAAGUAGUAUCCCUAAACUAGGGGGAGGAUUAGUUCCCCGAAGUACCUGAUUUUAGCUUUCAUCAACCUCUAGACUAAUGUUUCCUCAUAUCCUCCACUCAGAACCUCAAAAUUUUUUUUUCUAAUUAACAACAAGUUGGGAAGUAGGCUAGGGUACUAGGACCCGAGUAGAAUACGACUUUGAUUACCACUAUACGACAAUGCCGUCCUAGGUUGAACUUGGCUUAGGAUGGGAUGGUUGUUGAUACGUGCAAACCACUGACAAUAAUAUGCACGGAUUCAAGUGAUCAAGCUUUUUGGCGCCAUUGACGGGGAUCCUUGGUAACUAGUAGAAAAUCAUUAAGUUGUUAUUUAGUUUUUUCCUUGCUUUAGUGGUUUGUUUUGUGUUGUGUUUGUGUUGCUGGUUUGUUUUGUUUUGUUUUUGUGCUUUCCUUUCGUAUUCUGUUUUCAUAUUUGUGUCUUUGUUUGUAUUGUUAUUUGCCACUUUUGUAUGUCACGGGUUGUUGAGGUUGUGUUUUGUAGCAUCCUUGUAUGCAAAGAAGGGACUCCUGGGAAGUAUUACCUCUCGAUUCUGAAAUCGAGAGAGCCCUUCAGAAUCUAAAAAGAGUUACAAGACCUCAACCUCCACCAAUGGCGAAACAUCAAGCUCAAGUACCACCUAGGCCAAGAACAAUGGGUACUUACUCUAGGGCAAGCGUGGGCAAUGUUCAAUCACCUAUUCUUCAUCUGACGUUACCCAAAAAUGAUUAUGAGAUCAAGCCAGGCACAAUAUCGAUGCUUCAAAGUGAGGAUCAAUUCAACGGGAUGAUGAGUGAAGAUGCACAUGCGCAUGUCAAGUCAUUUUACGAGUUGACAGAUGGAAUCAAGGCGAAUGGGGUUCCUCAAGAGGCUAUCUGACUAAGGUUAUUACCAUUUACCUUGAACGGAGCGACAAAGAAGUGGUUGAAUAAUCAACCACAUCACUCAAUCACCUCAUGGAAUGAUCUAUGCAACAAGUUCUUUGCAAGGUACAUUCCACCUUCUAAGACAACUUUGAUGAGAAGUGAGAUUACUAUGUUUCGUCCAGCGGAGAAUGAACCAUUGUUUGAAGCAUGAGAAAGAUUUACGUCUCUCCUACUCAAGUGUCCUCACCAUGGCGUAGCUGAUUGGCUAUAAGUCAAAAGCUUCUAUAGUGGGUUAACAAAGGAAUCACGGAGCCUCAUUGAUGGGGCUAGUGUAGGUGCCAUUCGGAACAAAGAAGUUAGAGAAUUUCAACAAUUAAUCAAAGAGAUGGCCCUUAAUAGCUACGAUUGGGGUGACGGAAGAAGAGGCAAGAGCAUAUCAAAGGGAAGUUUAUUGAAGAAUGAAGAUCCAUCGUCUCUAUCGACCCAUAUCCAAGAACUUUCCAAGAAAAUCGAUCAAGUUGCAUCAUCAAUUAAGGGCAAUGGGAAGCAACUUAUGAAGGAUGAUUGAUGCGGUGACUGGAGUCAUAAUAUGGAAGAAUGCAAGUCUAUGAUUGAAGCUUCUAUACAAUUCGAGCAAGUCAACUUUGUUGGAGGUCAAUCUCGAGGAAACAACCCUUAUAGCUCGACGUAUAAUCCGGGAUGGAGGAAUCACCCGAACUUUCUUUGGUAUUCUGCAAUGGAUAGGAACCCUCCGGGGUUUCAAUCUCAAGCUCCAAUGCAAAAUUCUUACCAAAGGCCGAGUUAACCUACAUACCAAGGAGUGUUUCAAGAACAAAGCUGACCCUCCGAUGGUCGACUUGCUAAACUUGAAGAUCUGCUAGGCCAAUUUGUCACACAUUCCAAUAAGAAGUUUGAAGCUUUUGACAAGUUCAUAGAGAAUACCUCAACCAAAUUCUCGAGUUUGGAAGUGGGUCAAAGGAAUCAACAAGCUUCACUUCAAAAUCUUGAAGCUCAACUAAGUUCAUUGGCUCAAACUAUCUCAUUGAAACCUCAAGGAACUCAACCAGGCAAUACCGAGCCGAACCCAAAAGAAGGAUGCCAUGUGGUAACUCUAAGGAGUGGCCGACCGUUGAAGGAGAUUCAUAUUUCAAAUCCAAGGAUCCCGGUAAGAGAAGUUCAUGAAUAAGUUGUUCAAGAAGAAGUAGCCCGGGAGGAAUUACAACCGCCAUUAAAUUCAAUGUCGAGGA